CGAAGCAUGGGACAGAAAAUUACAUUGCAAACACCACAGGCUUUUUGCGCGUCGGUAUAACAGUUAGACGCACAAAUGAUAACCACGAUUCUGAUGAGUCUAUGUGUGGGAGUUUCGAAUGGGUUCCGUGGACCGCAUCAUCCCCGUAGCGCCGUCUCUCAUCACCACUAUACUCCACAAAAAAACGUCAAAAUAACACAGGAUACAAAUCUCUUGCAGGAUGCUAAUCAUUUGAAAGAAGAUAUGGGAGAUGUGGGAGAACAACUAGACUUCUCAAAUAUGACUGAACAGGAAAUAGAAUUCCAUUAUUUUAAAGUGCACGAUGUUGACAGUAAUGCCAAGUUGGAUGGACUAGAAAUUCUUCAUGCUAUCCAGCAUACGUUUCAUGAAAAUCGACUGGCUGACACCGAACACAAAACCUUGAAUGAUAAAACUAGGCAAACAAAUUAUGAAGAUGACUUGCCAUGGAUGGUUGAAUUGAUAGACAAAGUGUUUACGGAAGACGACCUAGAUAACGACGGAUAUCUUGGAUACAUCGAAUACGUACUUGGAAGACAAAGGGAUCAUGUUGCACAAGCGAAGAGGGAUGACAAUCUAAGAAUUGGAGAAUGA
Messenger RNA from Dufourea novaeangliae, 612 nucleotides. RefSeq names its product multiple coagulation factor deficiency protein 2 homolog. NCBI's taxonomy places the organism in Eukaryota, Metazoa, Arthropoda, Insecta, Hymenoptera, Halictidae. The coding region runs from base 76 to 612 and encodes 178 amino acids. The transcript is spliced from 5 exons. The record is from RefSeq and is a predicted model, not a curated record.